CAAUCGUUAUAAAACCUACUAGCAAACAAAACUAGUGCGCCAUGGAACCUUCACACAGAUGCAGAGCAUGGACAUCGAGCUCACUUCCCCACCACCACCACCACCACCACCACCAUCAUCAUCAUCAUCAUUUUCAUCAUCGCCACUGCCAUCACCGUCACCAUAACUAUCACCAUCACCAUCAUCCCUUGACCUUCUUGCCUCACCAUCCUCACUUGAUCAUCUGCCCUCACCACCACAUAAAUCAUCAUACCCAUCAUGUAAACGCUACUUUUACUCUUCAUCCACAACAAAAUUCAGAGCCUUUGCAGAACCAUUUCAUCUUGGAGGCGGAGUCUCCCCUUUUUAAACAUACUUCUCAUUAUGAUGCUCAGACGUGGACGUUGCAAGAUGAGGACAACAAAGGUUUAGUAGAAGAGGAAGAGGAAGCAGCUGAGGAGCCCAUCUUUGUUCUGACUGAUGAAUGGAGAGAGUUUUUUGCAGCAUCUGAAGCUAAGAGGAAAUUGGCGAAGAAGCAGGCUAAGAAGAAAUAGCAGAAGCCGAG
Messenger RNA from Pistacia vera, 544 nucleotides. RefSeq lists its product as uncharacterized. The transcript has 3 exons. The record is from RefSeq and is a predicted model, not a curated record. Lineage: Eukaryota; Viridiplantae; Streptophyta; Magnoliopsida; Sapindales; Anacardiaceae. Bases 42 to 533 code for a protein of 163 amino acids.